Molecule: messenger RNA, 939 nt
Organism: Letharia columbiana
Lineage: Eukaryota; Fungi; Ascomycota; Lecanoromycetes; Lecanorales; Parmeliaceae
Exons: 5
Coding region: 1-939 (312 amino acids)
Source: RefSeq, a predicted model, not a curated record
AUGCCCUGGAUACUGCUGUUAGAAGUCCUCAUCCUUCCCGCCUUUGCACUAUGUGCAGUUGUCCCGCAACCCUCGGACACCUAUGAUCUUUUGCAAGGACCUGUCAUCUCCCCUGCUCUCUAUUUUCCUGAGAACCUGUCAUCUGCAACUAACGACACAUCCUUCGACGAAGUCUUGAAGCUUAGAUGCGACCCAGUACGCUAUGGGAGGAAUCUGAACGUGGGAAGUUGCAGGAAGGUCUUCAACUUCAUAGCACAGGAUGACACACAGACCGUUUUCGCAGAACGCAGUAAUGUUCAGCCGCAUGAUUUAAAUCUUCCUUUUAGGGCUACUAGCAGUGAUGGGUUGUGUUAUGUCCAGCCAAUACUUGCUGAAGGAGCAGUGACCGCCCGAGCUUCUCCGAGAGAAGUAGGCAACGCUGCCUACACUCUCUUCCAGGAGUGUGUUGUCAAACGUGGUAUGGGCGGAAUAGCCGGAGACAUUGGAGGUGACAACAACUUGGACGUGAUGAUUGCAUCCUACAAGCCGAAUGUGCGCUGCAACACUUUCUCUGCUCCAUCAUGGAACUCUUGCGUCAGCAUCUUCUCCAAUAUGAAUGCGGCCAAAACCAGGCAGACCUUUGGGCAUUUGCCAGAUCAACGGGUGCAAGUCCGAUUGCCAGUCACGUAUAAAGCUGCGGAUCGGAGAUGCAUGGUGAAGAUUGAUAUCACGGGCCAACCAACGGGACUGUCCUGGUACGAAGUAUGGGAGGCUGUCGUGGCUUUGGCUUCUACGUGUGUGCGAGGAAGGCAGAAAUGUGGGAGAGCUGCUGGGCUUGGUGUCGGCCGCAAUAUAUUCCUUCAAUUGUCCGACGAGCACCCCGACGCGACAACGCAGCCGUUGUCAAUUGGUAGUCAGAAUUUGUCUUUCUUGACAAGCGGUGAGGGUAUAGCGAGGUGA